Talaromyces proteolyticus is the source of this 1632-nucleotide messenger RNA. RefSeq lists its product as uncharacterized. Bases 1 to 1632 code for a protein of 543 amino acids. The record is from RefSeq and is a predicted model, not a curated record. The transcript is spliced from 2 exons. Gene Ontology annotation, molecular function: DNA-binding transcription factor activity, RNA polymerase II-specific; zinc ion binding. Gene Ontology annotation, biological process: regulation of DNA-templated transcription. Lineage: Eukaryota; Fungi; Ascomycota; Eurotiomycetes; Eurotiales; Trichocomaceae.
AUGGUUAGUACUGAGAAACAGUGUGACAAAGAACGAAGGGUUAGAACGAGUCACCCGAAAGUGCGAACAGGCUGUUUAACUUGCAAGCGUCGACAUAAGAAAUGCGACGAGAACCGUCCGUCAUGUCGCAUGUGCAUUAGUUCCGGACGAGAAUGCGAAGGAUACUGCACCAUUCCUGACAAAAGAACAAAGGCCGCCAGGAGGGUGAGGCAAAGCACUCUUCAUAUUCCCAUUGUGGCCAAGGCUUCAACUGCCCAGCAAUUCGAGCAAGACCUAAUCAUCCCUGUCACCCUAAAUUCUCCUGGCCAAGUUGAUCUCACCCAACCGGAACGAUGGCACUUGAACCUCUUCCGCAAUUACACAGCUCGUCAUUGUGGGGGAUAUUUUCACGACGAGUUCUGGCAUGGAUUGGUUCAUCAACUUAGCGAGGAACAGCCUGCAGUCCGCCAUGCCGUCAUUGCCAUGAGCGCUAGGCACAUACAAUUUGAACGGGUGCAGUUGAAGCACGCAAUAGAUGCUGGGCAAGCUUAUCUCAGUCUCCAACAGUGUAACAAAUCAAUUGCAUGUCUUCGACAAUAUCUCUCCAAGGCACCACCAGGCAGCUCACGAAAUCAAGUCGUGCUAACCACUUGUGUUGUCUUGGUAUGUCUCGCUCUUUUUGAAGAGGAUACCAAUAUCGCGGAUUAUCAUUUUCAAUCCGGAUACCGGCUUUUACAGGAAUGGCAAAAAGAGAAUUUCAGCGUUGGUUCAAGUGGUCCAGCCUUUAUACAAACUUUCUCUCAACUACAAAUACAUCGAUCAACCUGCGCAGAUCCAAAAACCUUCGUGGAAGAUGAUCACCCAUCGCUUCCUUCUCCGGAUGUCGAAAACUCUCGGCCCACGAAAUCUCAUGUUAAUGCGGAGGCUGUUAAUCACUUCAUCAUUGUUCUGGGGUGGGUAUUAUUACGUAUUGAUGCUCAGGGCUUCAACAUAGGACCCGCAAUUACACAUAUACGUAAUGGAGAAGGCGCAGUUCUGAGCAUGCUACGGCUAUGGAGGACACAAUUAAAGCGUUCUAUUACGAUACACGGGGAUGAUGUGCCACAGAGUGAUCGUGAUGCCCUUACACUAUUUGCAUUAUGGAGCGAAGUUAUUUACAUUAAAUUAUUCACGAGCAGCGAACCUGAAGCGAACGAAAUGAGAUACGACAAAUUUCUUGCACAUUUCCAGCGAGCAGUUGUGCUAGCGAAAUCUCUUAUAACACCCACGAAAGGUCAAUCGGCGCUGUCAAUUUUCCCUUCGGUGACGUCUAUCGUCCCACCGCUGCUGUUUUGUGGAUUUAAAUGCCGUGAUUGGCUGAUUCGUCGUCAAGUGACUCUACUCUUACGAGAAUUAAAGGGACAUGAAGACAUCUGGGUAUCCGGGCCGAUUCUGGCACUGGAACGAAUGGUAGAAAUCGAGUCUGAAGGAAUUGGACCGGGGGAAAAUAUCCCAGAGGCUUCUCGUGUGGAUUCCAUGAGUGUUGUUAUUGACACCAAAGACCAUCACAUAUUUCUACGGUAUCACCGUUCAUGGCUGCCCAAUGAUACAUACGGUAUUAACGAUGACGGACUGUGGCAGAACGAGCUGUUAUCAGUUCCAGCCGGAAGAUGA